UAAAAAACGAUAAUGAGAAUAUUGGUUAUUGUGGUAUUAGCCCUCACAGUGAUGGCAGCCCAAAAAAAGAAGAAGUACAUUUACAAACCACUUCUAAAAUAGAGUCACACCAAACUUAAUUCACAUUGACAACAAGGCAUAUUAAAAAUAACAUGCAAAAAUUGAAUAUGAUGUUGAUUCAUUUACUAGUCCCAGAACUCAGUAACUUAAGACUGCUCAGAAAAGAUAAGAUAGCAGCUUAAAAAGAGCCAUCCUACACAGCCAAUAGACCACUGGAUUUGUUCAGGUUUAAUAAGAAACAGAUCAAUUCAUCCUCAUGAACCAAGAUGAAGAUGUACCACAAAUUCACAUAAUUUAGCUCUCUUCCGAAUUAAUGACUGAGUAACAAAUCCAAUAAGCUUUAUUAACAGCCGAAGACUUUAACAAUGUCCCCAACAUUGAGAUGCAAGCUGAAUCAAACUACUAAGCUCCAGAUGUAGCUCAAGACGAUGUCAAUGAAUCCUAUUAUAUUCCAGUUGUCACUGAAGGAGAUGGCACAUUAGAGGAGGUUCAGAACUCUGAUGAAGAACCCCAAUAAAACCCAGAUAUCGAGAUGCCUUCCUUGGAUGAAUCAUCAUCAUCGUUCCUUCAAUGAGAAAUUAAAUAUCCAACAUGUUUAGAC
This is a messenger RNA of Paramecium octaurelia, 661 nucleotides long. The record is from the annotation of a GenBank genome assembly. Lineage: Eukaryota; Ciliophora; Oligohymenophorea; Peniculida; Parameciidae.